AGGAGAUGGGAGGAGGAGGAGGAGGCUUGGGAGAGGUGGGGAGUUUAAAAGCAGAUGGAGCCGGGCGCAGGAUCUCACUCUGGGCCGCAGCACUCCGGCAGACGCACGCAGACGCCGCCUCACUCGGGACCAUGGCCUCCACAGACGCGCUGCCCAGCGGCGGCUCCAUCUUCACCUCCAUCCCUGACCUGCUCUUCAUCCCGGAGUUUGUGGUGGGGGGUCUGGUCUGGAUCCUGGUGGCGUCCACUCGAGUGCUGUUUGUCAACCCCAUGGGCUGGGUCAUGUUCGUCUCCGUCUUCUGCUUCGUGGUCACCACCCUCUGGUUCUUCUUCUUCCUGUGUGGAGCCAACAAGAGCAGCCUCUGGCCCUCCCUGGACGCGGGCUACCACUUCCUGGCGACAGUCUUCUACUUGAGUGCGUCGGUGGUCCUGGCCUACAUCACUGUUCAAGUAGGGACAACCGUCAAGGCUCUUGUUGUUGUUCCCGCCGAGCUGCUGAAGAACUACCGGCUGUUCAUCUCCGCGGUGGUGAUGUCGCACGUGGCCACGCUCCUCUACUUCCUCCACACCAUCUUCUCGGCGAUGAGAUGGAAACGAGCCUGAAGUCUCCACAGGAGCCCACGAGACCAGACACGGUUUUUUUUUACUCCCACACACUGAAUAGCUUUCUUUUGACACGUUUUGAAGUGGUUCCCUUCUAAUCUCGACAUCGUAGUUUCCACUCUCUAGCCUAGUCUCCCCAGAUCUCAUCUAGAAUAUGCCACCACAGAAACUUUUGUGCAACUCUAAAUUCAUUGACAAUCGAGGGAAAUGUGUGGUUGAAGUGUAUUUUUUAAUCUUAUCCUUGUAUUUGUUUUAAGCUGAACUGCAUUCCUAAGAAAGACAUUCAUCUUUCAGGUACUUGACACAUUCAGUCACAAGCUGUUGGUGUCACUGUCAUAAAUAUUUCAGUGGAAACCAUGUAAGUGAAGACAAAUGUCACGGGAACUCCAAGAAACAAGCACGUUUGGUGAAUAAACCUGAACUUUCCCUUUGUUUGGUUUGAUUUGCUGGACUGUCAGUGAGGCCUCAUUUUGCUGAUAAAUCUUCAGGAAAUGAAUCGAUGAUUCACCAUGUCACUGUUCAAAGAAAAUGUAAAUAGAUUCUUACAAACUGUUUUGUGCUGUUUUGCAUUUUCAGCGGAAUAAAUUGACUUUUGAACUGUUGGGGAGUGAGCGAAUGAAUCAGCUGCGUAUUG
This is a messenger RNA of Synchiropus splendidus (mandarinfish), 1236 nucleotides long. Its product is annotated as myelin and lymphocyte protein-like. Gene Ontology annotation, cellular component: membrane. Bases 6 to 602 code for a protein of 198 amino acids. Lineage: Eukaryota; Metazoa; Chordata; Actinopteri; Syngnathiformes; Callionymidae. The transcript is spliced from 4 exons. Gene Ontology annotation, biological process: myelination. The record is from RefSeq and is a predicted model, not a curated record. Gene Ontology annotation, molecular function: structural constituent of myelin sheath.